Ostreococcus tauri is the source of this 198-nucleotide messenger RNA. Its product is annotated as Cytochrome c oxidase copper chaperone. The transcript has a single exon. Gene Ontology annotation, cellular component: mitochondrial intermembrane space. The record is from RefSeq and is a predicted model, not a curated record. Lineage: Eukaryota; Viridiplantae; Chlorophyta; Mamiellophyceae; Mamiellales; Bathycoccaceae. Gene Ontology annotation, molecular function: copper ion binding; copper chaperone activity. Bases 1 to 198 code for a protein of 65 amino acids. Gene Ontology annotation, biological process: mitochondrial respiratory chain complex IV assembly.
AUGGGGUCGGCCGCGAGCUCGACCGCGCGUUCGGCGACGACGACCGCGGCGGCGCCGAAAAAGCUGUGCUGCGCGUGUCCGGAGACGAAGGCGGCGCGGGACGCGUGCGUGGUGACGCGGGGGGAGACGGAUGCGCGAUGCGUCGAGUUGGCGGAAAAACAUCGAACGUGUUUGCGCGACGCCGGGUUCGACGUCUAG